Messenger RNA from Annulohypoxylon maeteangense, 1355 nucleotides. RefSeq lists its product as uncharacterized. NCBI's taxonomy places the organism in Eukaryota, Fungi, Ascomycota, Sordariomycetes, Xylariales, Hypoxylaceae. The coding region runs from base 1 to 1233 and encodes 410 amino acids. The transcript has 7 exons. The record is from RefSeq and is a predicted model, not a curated record.
AUGACUGAGGAGACGUUGGUGAGCCGAAUCGGCAUUUACAACAACCUCAAUGAUCCGGUGCCGUCAUGGAAUCACCCUGGGGUCAUCAUGGCGGUUUCCGCGUCCAUGACAUGUCUCUCGUCGAUUUGUGUGGUUUAUCGUCUCUACAUACGGCUCUUCGUUGUUCGGGCUAAGGGCUGGGAUGAUUUCUUCGUCUUGCUCUAUCUUAUAACUGGGUUGGUUAGUGGUAUAGGAGUAUGUCUUGCUCCUCACUUCGGGUUGGGUCAGCACAUCCUCUUACUAAAAUCAAGCGAUAUAAAAUCGUAUCUCACGAUAUUUUAUGCAACGAACGCUUCCUAUAACAUGUCGACAACCUUCAUCAAGAUAUCCCUCCUGUUUCAAUAUCUGCGCGUCUUCCAAAGCGGGCACAUGCGGAUCAUGUGCAUCGUCAUGAUGGCGAUUAUUGGUUUAUGGGGUGCAGGGUAUUCGUUGAUGGCCUGGGUUCCCUGUAUUCCCGUAAGCGGGUAUUGGAACCUAGAAAUGGAGGCAAGGUGCUAUGGGUUUGGUUCCAGGAAUGCCAACGAAUUUUAUAAGAGCUAUCUUUCCCACACUGUGGUUAAUACCGUGCUGGAUAUGAUAGUGUUUACAAUACCGAUUCCACUAUAUUUCCAACGAGACACGAUCCGACGGACAAAGCUAGGGCUGGCUGGGGUGGUUUCCACGGGGGCAGUCGUAAAUGGCCUUUCUAUAUGGCGGCUUGCAACGAUAGUUGAGCACAGGGCUACAACAAGCCCGACUUUCGAUCCGACGUGGUACGGACCUAUUAGUAUUAUGCUCGGAACAUUAGAAGCGAUGACAGCAAGUAUUUGCGCAUCUUUCCCUAUUUUCUGGCCUUCGCUAAAGGUUCGACUUGAUGAAAUAUUUGUCACCAGAGAAGUGACCAUCACAUUGAAUCGUCGAUCGAACCGAUUUUCAGUCGACGCCGGCGAUACGAUCGAGCUUCAGCGCACGGCAAGCGAAGACCGCGACAAUAAGUGGAAGAGAUGUCCCAGCAUAGCAGGUAGCGAGUCGAGCCAGAGUAGGCUGGCCGAAUUAGCCCCUGUGGAAAAGAGAGCGCAACAUUACCAGGAUGAUUUCAUUCUGGAUCAGAUAGAUCCUCUGCGGAAAAAAAGCGCCUUUGCUGUAGAGUCAGAGAUUAUAUCAGAAGGUCUUAGCAGGCAAAAAUCAAGACGGCCAUCACGAAAUAAGAGAUGAUAAAUGAUGAUUACCUAGUAAUUGAUGGGUUAUGCUGCUAAUAUAGGAAAAGCAUGUUUUAUAUUCUCUAAGAUGAGCCCUUUAAGAACCGAUUACCUACCGAUUACAGAGACGAAUGAAUU